UCGAUCUGAACCGACCCAUUUGUAUACUCGAAUUUGUUUACGGUUUUCUCCUUUUCUAAGUUUCGAAUCUAUUUACAGUGGCGAAGGAGAAGAGCCAGGCACUCGCAAUCUGCAGCGCCCAUAUCUUCCUAACCUUUUCAGAAAAUGGGUUUGUGGACUAUAUUGGAAGGGUUUUUGCUUCUUGCAAAUGCUUUGGCAAUAUUAAAUGAGGAUCGUUUUCUUGCUCCGAGAGGAUGGAGUUUCUCGGAAUUCUCUGCGGGGCGGACAAAGUCAUUUAAAGGGCAGCUUAUUGGUCUCAUUUACGCCACUCAAUACAUGAGAGUUCCUCUCAUACUACUUAAUGCAAUCUGCAUCUUUGUUAAGCUAGUUUCUGGUUGAUGAUGUUCUAGGUAAGAUGCUUAUGUCUAUGAUUGAUGCUUGGUUGAAUCUUGUAUUGGGGUCUCUACCUUAGCCCCCAUGUUUCUUUGUAGCAAGAGCAUGCUUAUUAGUGGGGGAUACCCAUUUUUGUCAGUUUUGUUUUCUGAUUUUGCACAAUUUGACUUGGAUAUAAAACAGGGCCAUUGUUAGGUGAGGAUGAAACAGAAGCACCUUGUUAAUAAUCUCUCAAGCUUUUAAUUGGUUAAUAGUGAAAGUUAAGUCGUAGAUUAAUUUAUCAUAUUAAUGUGGGAAAUUCAAAUAAGAUUUUAGCAAUGCAAGUUCUAUCUGUAUUACAUGAUCAAAAUGUAGCAGGCCAGAGCAGGAAUGGCAGAUCCUGCCUUUCAAACCUUUUUCCUGUUCUAAUAAAUUGAGUUCAUUUUAUGGACAUAUAAAUUAAGUAAUUACAUCGAUCAUUCGAAUUGGCUAUCUAUCAUACAGAGAGAAGCGGCUUAUGGUGGGGAUAACUAUAUUUGUAUCUUCAUGCUUUUCAUUCUUUUGUUUUGUAUAAGUUAUCUUCGUGCUUUUCUGUUGCUUCAUAUUUGAUUGUUUUUUUUUCAUUCAAUUGUGAAUUAUUCUCUUCCCUUUCUGAUCUUAAGCAUGCCAUAGAUUUCACCUUUUUGAGGAAUGCUAGACAUGUUCAUCUUGCUAUGAAUUUAAUUGUUGUAGCCGUUCCCGAUAUUUGUAGAAUGUGAUUCCAUCCGUUCAUUAUUUGCAGAAGUUUGUGAAGGACAGGCAGUCAGAUAAAAAAUUAGGUGAUAUAUCUGUUUUGCUCUAUUUCAAAAGUUGGUUGAUAUAUCUGUUUUUUCUUAUAAGUUUUUUUUCCUCAUUUUUAAAUUCGAAUUUGAGGUUUUGUGAUGGGAUUUUGUUGCCUGGAAUUGUGAUAACUGGGAUAGGUCUAGCAUUUGAUUAUUUGGAGACUUUGCACUGUCAUUUUGAAAUAUACAAUUUACUGUGGCUGGAAUUUCUAUUAUGUUGGCA
Hibiscus syriacus is the source of this 1395-nucleotide messenger RNA. RefSeq names its product immediate early response 3-interacting protein 1-like. Lineage: Eukaryota; Viridiplantae; Streptophyta; Magnoliopsida; Malvales; Malvaceae. Gene Ontology annotation, cellular component: endoplasmic reticulum membrane; COPII-coated ER to Golgi transport vesicle; Golgi membrane. Gene Ontology annotation, biological process: endoplasmic reticulum to Golgi vesicle-mediated transport. The transcript has 2 exons. The record is from RefSeq and is a predicted model, not a curated record. Bases 145 to 378 code for a protein of 77 amino acids.